AUGAUAGCCUCGAUCCUCUGCUUUUGCUUUUCUACAUCGUCGAUUUUUCGGCGAUCUGCCUGGGCUGCAAAGAACUUUCAAGCAAAGUACUCAGGUCUCUUGAACAUCUCGAACCUUCUCGACGAUCCCCUAGAAAUCUGUGACGACUCGUCGCGAAUUACGAAUUCGAAAGUGCAGAAGGACUGCUUCACUGAACCGGCGUCAGGUCUUGUGAUUCUCGACAUGGCUUUGAAUGUCGUUCUUACAACAGAAUUCCUUUUAAAGGUCUUAUUGGCGCCAGACAAGCAUAAAUUUCUCACUUCAAUCGUUUCCAUAAUCGAUAUGGUCAAUCUUUUCACUUACUGGAUCUACAUCAGUGUUUUUUAUUUUACCUACUACCACAAAAAACAAAGUGCUGCUUCAUUUGAUCCGACCAAAAUGAUGGACAGACCUCCAAACAACUUGUGGCUUUUGAAUAUACUCUCGAUGACCCAAAUCAUGCGAAUCUUGAGGAUUUUUAAAGUUUCGAAGAUAUCCCGCGGUCUUCGAGUCCUAAUGUUGACUGUGAAGAAAUCAAUCCCCGAACUGAUGCUCUUGGCAUUUCUUCUGAUGAACGGAAUGUUCAUGUUCUCCUGCAUGAUUUAUAUGGCCGAGUACAGUGUAAAUGACACUUUUGCGGAUAUUCCAGAGGCAUUUUGGUGGUCCAUCAUAACUCUCACAACCGUGGGCUACGGUGACACUUAUCCGAAAGGCACAGCGGGCUACAUUGUCGGCUCAAUGGCCGCCAUAUCGGGAUGCAUUGUUACCGGUCUGGCUAUUCCCAUCAUCGGAAACAACUUCAAUACCUACUAUAUGUACAUGAAGAACCAACUAAAGGAGGAUAAGUAUUUAAAGGAAUUACGAAGAGAUAUUAAUUCUGUUGGUGGAAACAACAUUAUGAAAGGCUUGGGUGGAUUUGCAGAAAAGACGGGCAUUCCAAUGCUCCAUAGAAAAUACAGACAAUUUCGCGGUGAUAAGCAAUACCCCGUUAGCAAUCGCAUAGCUAAUACAACCGCAGCAAAACGAGAAGAGGGCCAUCGUAAAACAAAACCUAUGCUCUCUCCAACAAGAAAGAAGAAUUUUCCCUUUAGUGAAACUUCUGACAAUUUAAAGAUGAGUCUACUUAUGAGUUCAGGAAGUAGGUCAGCCGGAGGUGAACCCAGUAAUCUUGGAGACAAUACACGAACAACCACACUAGAGCGUGUAUCCCUCGGCGACUCGGCAGACCAUAGACAAAGCAUUGGCAUGCACUCCGAUCCCAUUGCUGAUCGUCGAACAAGCAUGCUUCAUCCUUUGGCCACCGAUGGAUUGUUAAACUUGAUUCCUUCCUCUGAGAUACAUACCUCCGGCAGUUUGAUACGACCAGAGUGGGAAGAGCCCAGUGAAAUGGAAUUGGAAGAAAUUCGAUGCAUACACGCGGCGUUGAGGAACCGAGGUCCAAACAAUGCGGACCGGGAGAGUUUCAGUAGUGAUAUCGACCCGCAUCCGAGCGGAAUGUCUUUCUCCGGUUUCACCGCAAGUCUCAAUGAGCAACACAACGACAGUUCCUUCUAUGCUACAGCAGAUUUCUGCAAGCUCAGUCCCCUAGCAGAUAAUACUGGUCUGAAACGCAACUAUGUAUGA
Messenger RNA from Echinococcus granulosus, 1641 nucleotides. Its product is annotated as Potassium voltage-gated channel subfamily A member. The record is from RefSeq and is a predicted model, not a curated record. Gene Ontology annotation, molecular function: delayed rectifier potassium channel activity. Bases 1 to 1641 code for a protein of 546 amino acids. Gene Ontology annotation, biological process: potassium ion transmembrane transport. Lineage: Eukaryota; Metazoa; Platyhelminthes; Cestoda; Cyclophyllidea; Taeniidae. Gene Ontology annotation, cellular component: voltage-gated potassium channel complex; membrane. The transcript has a single exon.